AUGGAUUAUCUUGAGCAGGAAAAUCGGGUACUUCGUGAAGAAAUGACAGCCAUGCAGACUAGGAUGGACGAGAUGGCUGAAUUAAUAAAAACAAUGGCGGAAGCUCAGACUCAAGCUCAAGCACAGAUUCAAACACAAGCGCAAGCAUUGGCACAAGCGCAAACUCAAGCUCAGGCCAUAACAGAAGCGCAGGCCCGAUCACAAGCACCUCCACCUCCUCCUGUCAGAACUCAGGCCGAGGCAUCUUCUUCUUGGACACUAUGUGCUGACACUCCAACGCAGUCCGCUCCGCAACGUUCCACGCCUUGGUUUCCACCUUUCACUGCUGGGGAGAUAUUUUGUCCUAUCACUUGUGAAGCACAGAUGCCCACUCACCAGUACACGGCUCAAGUACCCCUACCUGCCAUGAGGGUCACUCCAGCCACCAUGACCUACUCAGCACCUGUGAUACAUACAAUUCCGCAAACCGAAGGGCCUAUCUUUCAUUCAGGGAAUGCAGAGGCUUACGAGGAAGUAAGCGAUCUACGAGAAAAGUAUGACGAACUACGCCGAGACAUGAAAGCCCUCCGUGAAAAAGGGAAAUUUGGGAAGACUGCGUACGAUCUCUGUUUGGUACCGAGUGUGCAGGUGCCUCACAAAUUCAAGAUCCCAGAUUUCGAGAAAUACAAAGGAAGUUCUUGCCCUGAGGAACAUCUAAAAAUGUAUGUGAGAAGGAUGCCUGCGUAUGCCCAAGAUGAUCAGAUUCUUAUUUACUACUUCCAAGAAAGCUUGACCGGCCCUGCUUCAAAAUGGUACACAAACCUAGACAAAACAAGGGUUCAAACUUUCCGUGACCUUUGUGAAGCUUUUGUGGAACAGUACAGUUACAAUGUAGACAUGACUCCGGACCGAAGUGAUCUCCAAGCCAUGACUCAGGGAGAUAAAGAGACGUUCAAAGAGUACGCCCAACGGUGGAGAGACACCGCUGCCCAAGUCAGCCCACGAAUUGAGGAGAAAGAGAUGACCAAGCUCUUCCUAAAAACUCUGAAUCAUUUUUAUUACAAAAAGAUGGUCGGGAGUACACCAAAGAGCUUCGCGGAGAUGGUUGGUAUGGGAGUACAGUUAGAAGAAGGAGUCCGAGAAGGACGCUUAGUAAAGAAUACAACUCCUGCCAGUGGGACCAAGAAGACCGGGAAUCAUUUCCCGAGGAAGAAAGAGCAAGAAGUCGGUAUGGUGACUCAUGGAAGGCCUCAACAAACUUAUCCAGCCUAUCAACACAUUGCCGCCAUCACACCCACCUCUCACCCUUUUCAACAAACAAAUAACCAUCCUCAAAUACCGCAAUAUCCUCAAAUACCGCAAUAUCCUCAAAUACCACAAUAUCCUCAAUUCCCACAAAAUCCUUCACCACAAAAUACUCAACAACCAUACCAACAACAACCAUACCAACAAUUCCCAUACCAACAACACCCUCAACAAAAUUUCCAACAACAACCUUAUCAACAACGCCCACAACAACCUCGACCACCAAGAAUGCCGAUUAACCCAAUACCAGUCACCUAUGCAGAAUUACUUCCCGGCUUACUCAAGAAAAACCUUGUCCAAACUAGAACAGCUCCUCCUAUCCCAGAAAAACUACCAUCUUGGUAUAGACUUGACCAGACUUGUGACUUCCAUGAAGGGGGCCGUGGCCAUAACAUUGAAACUUGUUAUGCCUUUAAAAGCACAGUGCAGAGGUUGAUCAAUGAUGGAAAAAUAACUUUCACAGACUCGGCGCCAAAUGUUCAAACAAACCCAUUGCCGAAUCAUGGUGCCGCAACAGUCAACAUGAUCGAAGAUUGUCAAAAGACUCGUCCCAUUCAGAAUGUUCAACAUAUCAGAACACCCUUGGUUCCGUUACAUGCCAAGUUAUGCAAAGUCGACCUUUUUGAGCAUGAUCAUGAUCUCUGUGAAAUAUGCCUUAUGAACUCCGGAGGAUGUCAGAAAGUAAGAAAUGAUAUUCAAGGGCUUCUAGACCGAGGAGAGCUUGUGGUCGAAAGGAAGUGUGAUGAUGUGUGUGUAAUAACUCCCGAAGGACCUUUGGAGGUAUUUUAUGACAGUCGAAAGGCAACUAUCACCCCUCUGGUGAUCUGCUUACCGGGUCCACUGCCAUAUGCUUCUGAAAAAGCCAUUCCAUACAAAUACAAUGUCACCAUGAUUGAAGAGGGUCGUGAGGUUCCAAUACCGCCUUUGUCUAGUGUGGAUAAUAUUGUUGAAGACAGUAGAGUUCUGAGAAAUGGGCGCGUUGUUCCCAUAGUGUUCCCAAAGAAGAUUGAUGCUACAAUAAACAAGGAGGUUCGGACUAAAGAUGCUGGUAUCGCCAAAGAAGUGGAUCAACCCAAUGGGGCUGGUACAAGUGCAGAGUUUGAUGAGAUUCUCAAGUUAAUAAAGAAGAGCGAGUACAAGGUUGUUGACCAACUGAUGCAGACUCCAUCCAAAAUAUCCAUAAUGUCUUUAUUACUAAAUUCUGAGGCCCAUAAAGAUGCAUUAAUGAAGGUCUUAGAACAAGCUUUUGUGGAUUAUGAUGUAACGGUGGGUCAGUUUGGCGGAAUAGUAGGGAACAUCACCGCAUGCAACAACUUGAGUUUCAGUGAUGAAGAGCUCCCAGCAGAAGGAAGGAACCACAAUCGGGCGCUGCAUAUAUCUGUGAACUGUAAAACCGAUGCUUUGUCAAAUGUACUGGUGGAUACUGGAUCAUCUUUGAAUGUGUUGUCCAAAACAACUUAUACCCAACUCGCUUACCAAGGCGCACCUUUAAGACGAAGUGGGGUAAUGGUGAAAGCUUUUGAUGGCUCGAGGAAGGAUGUCCUUGGUGAGGUGGUUCUACCUAUCACAGUUGGGCCACAAGUUUUCCAAGUUAAUUUUCAAGUCAUGGACAUUCAAGCUUCGUAUAGUUGCUUACUAGGUCGACCCUGGAUUCACGAGGCAGGGGCUGUCACAUCCACGCUGCAUCAAAAGCUGAAGUUUGUAAAGAAUGGGAAGCUAGUAACUGUAAACGGUGAAGAGGCUUUAUUGGUGAGUCAUUUGUCAUCUUUCUCUUUCAUUGGGGCAGACGAUGUCGAAGGGACACCUUUUCAAGGGUUUACUAUAGAAGAUAAGAAUACCAAGAAGAAUGAAGCCUCUAUCUCGUCUCUGAAAGAUGCUCAGAAGGUCAUACAAGCAGGAGGGUCCACAAGCUGGGGAAAGCUGAUAGAGCUUCCAGAAAACAAGCACCGAGAAGGAUUGGGUUUCUUCCCAUCUACUGGUUUGUCCACAGCGAAGAAGGGCACUUUCCACAGUUCGGGCUUUAUCCAUGCGAUCAUUGAAGAUGGUCCUGAAAGCGUGCCACGAGGUUUUAUAACGCCAGGAGUAUCCAGCCACAAUUGGGUUGCUGUAGAUGUUCCUUUUGUUGCUCACUUGUCCAAAUUAGAAAUCAACGAACCCGUUGAACAACAUAAUCCUAUGAUCGCUCCCAACUUUGAGUUCCCUGUCUAUGAGGCGGAGGAAGAAGAGAAUGAAGAGAUCCCUGACGAAAUCUCUCGACUACUCGAACAAGAGAGGAAGACCAUUCAGCCUUAUGAGGACGAACUAGAAGUGAUUAAUUUGGGCACCAAAGAAGACAAGAAAGAAAUCAAGGUUGGGGCAUCGCUCGAAACAAGUGUUAAAAAGCAAGUGAUAGAGCUCCUCAAAGAAUAUGUUGAUGUGUUUGCCUGGUCCUACCAAGAUAUGCCAGGUCUAGACACUGAUAUUGUGGUACAUCACCUACCUUUGAAACCUGAAUGUCCGCCAGUCAAACAAAAGUUGAGAAGAACACGUCCUGACAUGGCUCUCAAAAUCAAAGAAGAGGUACAGAAACAGAUCGACGCUGGUUUCCUCAUCACAUCAAAUUACCCCCAAUGGUUAGCUAACAUAGUGCCUGUUCCAAAGAAAGAUGGUAAGGUCAGAAUGUGUGUUGACUACCGUGAUUUAAACAAAGCUAGCCCAAAAGACGACUUUCCUUUACCUCAUAUUGACGUGUUGGUUGACAGUACUGCCAAGUCUAAAGUCUUCUCAUUCAUGGAUGGAUUCUCCGGUUAUAAUCAAAUCAAGAUGGCACCCGAAGAUAGAGAGAAAACAUCAUUUAUUACACCUUGGGGCACUUUUUGCUACAAAGUAAUGCCGUUCGGUUUAAUCAAUGCAGGAGCUACUUAUCAGAGGGGUAUGACUACUCUUUUCCACGAUAUGAUACAUAAAGAGAUUGAGGUCUAUGUGGAUGAUAUGAUAGUCAAGUCGAUUACUGAAGAAGACCAUGUCAAGUAUCUACAGAAGAUGUUCCAGCGCCUGAGGAAGUACAAACUUCGUCUAAAUCCCAACAAAUGCACUUUUGGUGUCAGAUCCGGAAAGCUUCUAGGUUUCAUUGUCAGCCAGAAAGGCAUCGAAGUAGACCCUGACAAAGUCAAAGCCAUCAGAGAGAUGCCUGCUCCGAGAACAGAAAAAGAAGUAAGGGGUUUUCUUGGACGACUAAAUUACAUCUCCCGGUUCAUUUCUCAUAUGACUGCAACUUGUGGGCCGAUAUUCAAACUACUCCGCAAAGAACAAGGUAUUGUGUGGACCGAAGAUUGCCAGAAGGCUUUUGACAGCAUAAAGAAGUACUUGCUAGAACCACCGAUUCUCAUCCCUCCAGUUGAAGGAAGACCUUUGAUCAUGUACCUAACAGUGUUAGAAAAUUCCAUGGGUUGUGUGCUCGGACAACAAGAUGAAACCGGAAGAAAAGAGCACGCCAUUUAUUAUUUAAGCAAGAAGUUUACUGAAUGUGAAUCUCGCUACUCCAUGCUCGAGAAGACGUGUUGUGCUCUAGCCUGGGCUGCCAAACGCCUCCGUCAUUAUAUGAUUAAUCACACUACGUGGCUGGUAUCUAAAAUGGAUCCAAUCAAGUACAUAUUUGAGAAGCCCGCUUUGACAGGAAGGAUUGCACGGUGGCAGAUGCUACUAUCUGAAUAUGAUAUCGAGUACCGUUCCCAGAAGGCAAUUAAAGGCAGUAUUCUUGCUGAUCACUUAGCUCACCAACCACUUGAAGACUAUCGACCUAUCAAGUUUGACUUUCCUGAUGAAGAGAUUAUGUAUCUAAAGAUGAAAGAUUGUGACGAGCCACUAUUCGGAGAAGGACCUGAUCCAGAUUCAGUGUGGGGUUUAAUAUUUGAUGGGGCUGUCAAUGUAUACCAACGGCAUAGGGGCAGUACUCCUUACUCCUAA
This is a messenger RNA of Medicago truncatula (barrel medic), 5229 nucleotides long. RefSeq lists its product as uncharacterized. The transcript has a single exon. Gene Ontology annotation, molecular function: aspartic-type endopeptidase activity. Gene Ontology annotation, biological process: proteolysis. NCBI's taxonomy places the organism in Eukaryota, Viridiplantae, Streptophyta, Magnoliopsida, Fabales, Fabaceae. The record is from RefSeq and is a predicted model, not a curated record. The coding region runs from base 1 to 5229 and encodes 1742 amino acids.